AUGUCUAACAUAAAGACAUACCUCAUAACUGGCGCAAAUCGAGGACUCAGUCGUAGCCUUCUAGAAGCUCUGGCUCGACGACAAAACACCACCGUUAUAGCUGGCGUUCGAGACCUUUCGUCCACGAGCUCGAAAUCUCUCUCUGAUAUCUCUACAGCCACCGGUAGUCGCAUCAUUCCGGUUGCAAUCUCCAGCAUCGAUGACUUGUCUCCUUCUCAAGCUGUCGAAACACUACAAGCGACUCACAGUGUUACAUCUAUCGACGUAGUCAUCGCUAAUGCAGGCAUAUCACAAUACUACGGCAGGGUCUCCGAGACCCCCCUAUCCGAAGUACGCGAUCAUUUCGAGGUAAAUACAAUCGGAGUUCUAACUCUCUAUCAAGCUACUCUUCCCCUUCUGUUGAAGUCUCCAACUCCAGUUUUCGUAGCCUUGUCGACAGCUGUCACGAGUAUCGGUGCUAUUGGGGAUAUACCAAUUCCAGCUACUGCGUACGGAAUGAGUAAAGUGGCAUUGAUUUAUAUGGUUCGAAAGAUCCAUUUCGAGAAUGAAAAGCUUACAGCCUUUGUUUUGACUCCAGGGUGGGUGCAAACGGAAAUGGGAAACACACGAGCGGCAGCCAUGGGGUUGGAGAGUGCGCCGGUAAAAAUGGAGGACAGUAUUAAAGGAAUGCUGGAGAAGAUUGAUAAUGCAACAAGGGAAGAAACAUCGGGAACUCUGCAAUCGUUCGAUGAAAAAAAACACCCUUGGUAG
Molecule: messenger RNA, 750 nt
Organism: Botrytis byssoidea
Lineage: Eukaryota; Fungi; Ascomycota; Leotiomycetes; Helotiales; Sclerotiniaceae
Exons: 2
Coding region: 1-750 (249 amino acids)
Molecular function (GO): oxidoreductase activity
Source: RefSeq, a predicted model, not a curated record